CCGGGAAGAAGGGAUGACCCGGGUCGGAAGUUCCACGUGACCAUUCACCAUGGCUUCCCUGUGUAAGGGCCAGCUCUCCGCGGCUUCGCUGUGAUUUGUUUUAGCGGUGCUGUAGCCCCUCACGAUUUGGACAUGCAGAAAAUCAAAUCUCUCAUGACCCGACAGGGUCUGAAAAGCCCUCCAGAGAGCCUCAGCGAUCUUGGUGCCAUUGAGAGUCUCCGGGUCCCUGGAAAGGAGGAAUUCCGAGAACUUCGAGAACAGCCUAGUGACCCUCAAGCUGAACAAGAACUAAUUAAUAGUAUUGAACAAGUAUAUUUUUCUUCGGACUCAUUUGAUAUUGUUAAAUAUGAGCUGGAGAAGCUCCCUCCUGUUCUCAAUUUGCAAGAAUUAGAGGAGUACCGAGACAAAUUGAAACAACAGCAAGCAGCAGUCUCAAAAAAAGUUGCAGAUUUAAUCCUUGAAAAACAGCCUGCUUAUGUAAAGGAACUUGAAAGAGUUACCUCAUUACAGACAGGUCUUCAGUUAGCUGCUGUUAUCUGCACAAAUGGGAGGAGACACUUGAAUAUUGCAAAGGAAGGUUUUACUCAAGCUAGUUUAGGCCUUCUUGCAAAUCAAAGGAAACGUCAGUUGCUGAUUGGACUUCUGAAAUCUCUGAGAACUAUAAAAACAUUGCAAAGAACAGAUGUGCGCUUAAGUGAAAUGCUGGAGGAGGAAGAUUAUCCAGGAGCUAUUCAGUUGUGCUUGGAAUGUCAGAAAGCUGCCAGUACUUUUAAGCAUUACAGCUGCAUAAGUGAACUGAAUUCAAAGCUGCAAGAUACUUUAGAACAAAUUGAGGAACAGUUGGAUGUAGCUCUUUCCAAAAUCUGCAAGAAUUUUGACAUUAACCAUUACACUAAGGUUCAACAAGCUUAUCGACUUCUUGGAAAAACACAGACAGCAAUGGAUCAACUUCAUAUGCACUUCACCCAAGCCAUUCAUAAUACCGUGUUUCAGGUUGUUCUUGGUUAUGUGGAACUGUGUGCAGGAAACACAGAUACAAAAUUCCAAAAGCUGCAGUAUAAGGAUCUCUGUACACAUGUUACACCAGACAGCUAUAUUCCAUGCCUUGCUGACCUCUGCAAAGCACUGUGGGAAGUUAUGCUCAGCUAUUACAGGACUAUGGAAUGGCAUGAAAAGCAUGACAAUGAGGAUACUACUUCUACUUCUGAAGGGAGUAAUAUGAUGGCUACUGAAGAGACUAAUUUUGAUCGUGGCUACAUAAAAAAGAAAUUAGAACAUGGACUUACACGAAUAUGGCAGGAUGUUCAGCUUAAAGUAAAAACCUACCUGCUUGGAACUGAUUUGUCUAUAUUCAAAUAUGAUGAUUUCAUCUUUGUUUUGGAUAUAAUCAGCAGGUUGAUGCAAGUUGGAGAAGAAUUUUGUGGUAGCAAGUCUGAAGUUUUGCAAGAGUCUAUUAGAAAACAAAGUGUCAAUUAUUUUAAGAACUACCAUAGGAAAACAGUGGAAUUUAAAUUCAUGGAACAGUCUCGUUCCCCUUCAGUUUCACCUAGUAAGCAGCCAGCCUCAACUUCCUCAAAAACAGUGACCUUGUUUGAACAGUACUGUAGUGGUGGCAAUCCAUUUGAAAUUCCAGCCAACCACAAAGAUGAAGAAACAGAAGACGUCCUGGCUUCUAAUGGGUAUGAAUCUGAUGAACAAGAAAAAAGUGCCUAUCAGGAGUAUGACAGUGACAGUGAUGUUCCUGAGGAACUGAAACGAGAUUAUGUGGAUGAGCAAACAGGCGAUGCUCCUGUGAAAAGUGUUUCUCGAGAAACCCUAAAAAGCAGGAAGAAAUCAGAUUAUAGUCUAAAUAAAGUGAAUGCACCCAUUUUAACAAAUACCACAUUGAACGUAAUAAGACUUGUUGGUAAAUAUAUGCAGAUGAUGAAUAUUCUUAAGCCAAUUGCCUUUGAUGUUAUCCAUUUCAUGUCUCAGCUAUUUGAUUAUUACUUAUAUGCAAUAUAUACAUUUUUUGGUCGGAAUGAUUCAUUGGAAUCAACAGGACUAGGCCUUAGUAGUAGUAGACUAAGGACAACUCUAAACAGAAUACAAGAAAGCCUUAUUGAUCUGGAAGUUUCAGCUGACCCUACUGCCACACUCACAGCAGCAGAAGAGAGAAAGGAGAAAGUGCCGAGUCCACACCUCAGUCACCUAGUGGUUUUGACAUCUGGGGAUACAUUGUAUGGGUUGGCAGAAAGAGUGAUAGCCACAGAAUCCUUGGUAUUCUUGGCUGAACAGUUUGAGUUCCUUCAGCCACAUCUGGAUGCUGUGAUGCCUGCAGUCAAAAAGCCUUUUCUUCAGCAGUUUUAUUCUCAGACAAUCUCAACUGCCAGUGAACUACGCAAACCAAUUUACUGGAUUGUAGCUGGUAAAGCUAUUGAUUAUGAACAGAUGCUACUCCUAAUGGCUAAUGUGAAAUGGGAUGUAAAGGAAAUUAUGUCACAGCACAACAUAUAUGUAGAUGCACUGUUAAAGGAAUUUGAGCAGUUUAACAGGAGGUUAAAUGAGGUUUCUAAGAGAGUUCGGAUACCCUUGCCUGUGUCUAAUAUACUUUGGGAACAUUGUAUACGAUUGGCUAAUAGAACUAUUGUGGAAGGGUAUGCCAACGUCAAGAAGUGUAGUAAUGAGGGUCGUGCCUUGAUGCAAUUGGAUUUUCAACAGUUUUUAAUGAAACUUGAAAAACUAACAGAUAUUAGACCCAUUCCUGAUAAAGAAUUUGUUGAAACCUAUAUAAAAGCCUACUACCUAACUGAGAAUGACAUGGAACGCUGGAUCAAAGAGCACAGGGAGUAUUCAACGAAGCAGCUGACCAAUCUGGUAAAUGUUUGCCUGGGAUCCCAUAUCAAUAAGAAAGCAAGACAGAAACUUCUAGCAGCUAUAGAUGAUAUAGACAGACCCAAAAGAUAAUGAGCACAAUUCUGUUUUGAAUUGGCGUUGAUCUUCUUUCAACAUAUAUGACAUGAAAGCCAAUUUUUUCAUGCACUCCCGACAACUGUCUGCUAAAAAACCUUUGUGCAUGUUCUUUCCAACUGGACAGUGGAAAACACUGAAGUUUGUAUGGUGUAUGUUCUCAGAUGACUUUGACAUGCUCUGAUCUCUUCAACUUUUAGUCUCAUUUAUUGUACUCCUUUCCUGAAAUGAUAUUAUUGCCUCAUCAUAAAUAUUGUUAUGUGACUACAGUAUACAUGUUAGAGAAAAUGUACCAUAAGUGUGCAAUUAGGAAAGAACAGUCACAGUACAUCCAUGGGCAGUUUUUGGAGAAUGAGUUUGUGUUGGCAUUUUUUUAUCCUCUGAAUUUGGUUCUUAGUAAGUGUAAUAUAAGAGGGUUAUUGUACAGUAUCUCCUAAUUAUGAACACUGCAUGAGAACUGACAAGUACUUGUAAGCAAAAUAGUUGAAAAUCAGUAUGUUAUCUGUAUUUUGAAAUGUGAAAGUUUCUGUCAGGGUUGAUUUGGUUAUAACACAGUGAUCAUAAGUGGUGAAAUUGAAUAAAUAUUAUACUCUAAUAUGA
This is a messenger RNA of Manis javanica (Malayan pangolin), 3549 nucleotides long. The record is from RefSeq and is a predicted model, not a curated record. NCBI's taxonomy places the organism in Eukaryota, Metazoa, Chordata, Mammalia, Pholidota, Manidae.